Molecule: messenger RNA, 2134 nt
Organism: Triticum aestivum (bread wheat)
Lineage: Eukaryota; Viridiplantae; Streptophyta; Magnoliopsida; Poales; Poaceae
Exons: 5
Coding region: 76-1704 (542 amino acids)
Molecular function (GO): protein binding
Source: RefSeq, a predicted model, not a curated record
UCCCCUCAUAAAUAAUAAAUAUACAAAAGAAGAGAAAAGAAGCUAGCGGCGCCUCGACAGGGGAUCUGUUUCACCAUGUCGCCCCGUCGUCUGCGCCCAUGGUCUUCUCGACCCCGAUUCGCCGCUAUCCGCGACGCAGUGCGGCGGACACGGCGUCGGCGUCGGCAUCGGCUGCUGAAACCUCUUACACCUCCUGCUGCAGGUAGUGGGUCAAAGGCCACUGAAACAAAUGGUGCAACCUGCGGACAACGUGAAUGUGCCCCAAAUAUGGGACAAGAACUUGGUUUGGAGGUACUCCCUGAGGACAUCAUACACCGUAUACAUUCUAUCAUGCCAGUACAAGAUGCUGCUCGUGCUGCCUGUGUGUCACGUAGAUUUGUGCAUUCCUGGAGAAGCUAUUCAAGCCUCAUACUCAGUGACCGUACACUUGGUUUGGAUGACACAGAUUUUGAGGAAAGGAAAACCCAUCUCAUUGAUAAAGUUGACAAAAUUCUUAAAAACCAUUAUGGCAAUGGGGUGAAGGUGAAGACACUUAAACUUGAGCUUGGACUUUGCAGCGAUAUCAAAGCCUCCUACCUCGACAGGUGGCUCCGAAUCAUUAAAUCUGGGAUCCAAGAAUUCAGCUUGGUGUUGCCUUUAGUUAUGAAUAAAAUCUACAACUUUCCGUGUUCGGUUUUAUCUGAUGAGGCAGCUGCAAGUUCAAUUCAGUCUCUUAGCCUCUUUGGUUGCGCUUUUCACCCCACAUCAAUACUUGGGCGCUUGAGAAGACUGAAAAGUUUACAUCUGUGCCAUGUCCACAUUACUGAGGAUGGAUUAGGGCACUUGCUCUCGAAAUCUUCUGCCCUGGAGCGGCUAGUGAUUGAUGCAUGUAGUGGGAUAAUUUGCUUGAAAAUACCUUGUACGAUGCAGCAGCUCAAGUUCCUCGCUGUUAAACUAUGCAAGAUGGUGCGGGUGGUAGAGAUAGAUGCUCCACAACUCGGCUCUUUUCACUAUGGCGGGACACCGGUCAUCUAUGUCCGAAAUUCUUCGCAACUUAAGAAUGUAGAUAUUUCGCCUGUCUGCCUGUCUGGUAUUCUCUCUUAUGCUCGCUUUAGCCUUCCGUCCAUUGCUCAAAAUGUUGAGAGCCUCACCCUGCGCGGUCGUAGUGAGAAUGCCAACACUCCAAUGCUGCCGUCCAAGCUCCCUCGCCUCAAGAACUUGGAAAUUGCACUCCUUAAACCGCACUUAUCCCCAAACUAUGAUGCCUUCUCUCUGGUUUCUUUUCUUGAUGCUUCUCCUGCCUUGGAAUCUUUCAUCCUACGCGUAGAGCAGGAUGCCAUGAUGCAUGACCCUGUUGUUGGAGACGACACUGAAUACCGGAGGCAAAAUCUCGAGUGCCGGAAUAACAGUCUCAGGAAGGUGAUGAUCACGGGCUUCUGUUCUGCCAAGAGCCUAGUUGAGCUCACAGUUCACAUCCUCGAGCGAACACAUUCACUCGAGCGCUUCACGCUCGACAUAACCUAUGGCUACGAUAGGAGAACUUGUAACAUCGCCAAAUUCCCAACUGCGAGAAUGAUUGGCCAAUGCUGGUCGUUGAGCAAGAGAGCUCUCGAGGAAGCUCAUAGAGCUGUGGAGACAGCGGAUAGAUACAUCAAGGGAAGAGUUCCCUCGUCCGUUCAAUUCGAGGUUCUGGGGCCUUGUCCUCGAUGCCAUAUUGGAAAGUAGGUAGACCAUGGCUGUGUGCACCGCUUGAUGCAGGGGCCCUGGGUAAUCCUCCUUUUCGAGAAAAAGGUACCAGUGGAUCAUUGACGUGGUACGGAGGGAUCUCGGUAGCAAUAGAUGCUGGUUGCUGGUGUCUAUUGAUUUCGUUGCUGUGAACAAUAAGAGAUUUAUUGGCCAGGCUUUUGUUCAACUCCGGAAGUGGGACUUUUGAGUUAUCUGUUCCUAGAGAUAUUAGAAGUUGCGUUAAUACAAUAUUAAGAGAUUAUUAGUGGCUGUUUGAAUUGGAGAUGCUAGUGCAGUGAUGUUUUGUUUUAGAGUUUUGAAUGGCAAAUGAUGUUUCAUCCAAUCAUUCAAUGUAAAGCCUGGAAUACCAUUUGAUGUGCUGCUGCUCUGGAAGUAGCCGUGGCAGUUUAGCUUUUGGUUUUGAAUUUUA